Plutella xylostella (diamondback moth) is the source of this 707-nucleotide messenger RNA. RefSeq lists its product as uncharacterized. The record is from RefSeq and is a predicted model, not a curated record. NCBI's taxonomy places the organism in Eukaryota, Metazoa, Arthropoda, Insecta, Lepidoptera, Plutellidae.
GAGCCAGGCACCGAAAUGAUGCAGCCAAUACUGGUCCUACUGGCGACGUCAUGCCUCGCCGCGGCGCUCCCCGCCCCGCCGCCGCCGCACCCCGCCGUGGUGACUUCAGACGUGGAGAGCCAGGCGCUGCCGGUCCACCUGCGGAAGACUGCCUUCACGCACCCGCGCCUGUGGGACAUCCUGCCCAUCACUAGCUUGCUGCACGAGGGGGAGAGUCCGGUGUACGACCGUGAAGCUGAAAAAGUGGAGCGGAACAGCGUGUACAACAUGCUGACCCACGCCGGGUUCCUGUCGCGGGCCCACGAGCGGCCCCCGAUCCUGCGCAACCCGGGCCGCUGGCAGUCCAAGAAGCACCAGCAUCACCACCCGCAGCCGCAUGAGCAUCAACCGCCGCAGCACCAGCACCAGCCUCAGUAUCAACAGCCGCUGCAGCAUCACCAGCCUCAGUUCCACGCGCCCCCGCCAGGACACUACUACCAGGAAGAAGCUCACUACGAGUUCCAACAUGGCCCCCAAUACGACCAUCACUCUAGCCCAGAACAUUUACAAUAUUUAUAAAAAGCUUUCCACCAUUUGGUGAAUCAGUAUUUUAUUAAGAAACGAAUAGUAGGAUAAGAUUAUGUAUUCAAAAUACAUCCCACAUUGUUGAGAUUCUUUAGUGUAGAUAUUUGUAAAUAUUAUGUUAAUACACCGACAAUGAUACAAAA